Molecule: messenger RNA, 2269 nt
Organism: Myiozetetes cayanensis
Lineage: Eukaryota; Metazoa; Chordata; Aves; Passeriformes; Tyrannidae
Product: putative zinc finger protein 56
Exons: 3
Coding region: 876-1598 (240 amino acids)
Biological process (GO): central nervous system development; negative regulation of transcription by RNA polymerase II
Cellular component (GO): nucleus
Molecular function (GO): DNA-binding transcription repressor activity, RNA polymerase II-specific; RNA polymerase II cis-regulatory region sequence-specific DNA binding
Source: RefSeq, a predicted model, not a curated record
CUGCUCGUGGUGCUGCCCCUCCUGUUCCCACCAGGCCCCAAUAAGACCCCCCAAAUGUCCCCUAACCCCCCUUUUUCAUUUAAUCACCUCCCCCCUCAGAUCCCUUUUACCCCACAAUGCUCCUGAGACCUUUUUUAACUCCCCCAAAUGCACCCAGAGGCCCCCAAAACGCCCCAAAUCCCAAACAAACCCCCAGCAAAGAGGGAUCACCCGGCACCCUGGGACAGGAACACAGUGGGCUGUACUGGGGGCACUGGGCUGUACUGGGAGGGCACUGAGGGGGCACUGGGCUGUACUGGGAGAGCCCUCAUCCCCAGAGCCCCUUCUCUGGGCAUCCGUGCCAUGGUGUGGGAACCACGGCAGGGUUGGAUCAAGGGUUGCACUUGAUGAUCUGGGAGGUCUUUUCCAAGCCGGCUGAUUCUGGGAUUCUCUGGGUGCCAUUGCCAGGGCAGCACAUGCUGGAGGCUCUGUCCACAGGGGAUAGAUGUGUCUGUGCAGACAGAGAGACAAGGUCAGUCUGCAAAGAUGUGGGGUUAGAAAAGCAGGAGAAGUUGUGGGGUGAGAAGAAGUUGUGGGGCAGGAGAAAGAAGCCCCCAGGCCAGUGCAAGCAGACCCCCCUGGGCUUGCACAUCAUCUGCCCUCCCUGCAGGUUCCUGUGCUGGAGAGCAGGCCCUGAGGUGGCCCUGAGCAAUGGCCCGGAGGUGAGCCCAGAGCUGUCCCUGAGGUGGCCCUGAGAAGUGGAAGGCAGAGGUGGUGCUGAGGCAGGAGAGCCCCGUGCUGGGGAAGAGGCUGAUCUGGGAGUGCCCAGCAGCGAGAAGGUGCUGUGUCCAUGCCCUGUGUGCCAGCAGGAUUUGUCCUUCCCAAAGCUUGGUCGGAUGGAGGAGGAGGCUGCGAGGAAGAGGAAGAGGCCACGGACCCCCCAGGCAGGCCCCGAGCUGAGGACGGAGAGCACGGAGGACAAAUCCCCCCGGCAGAGCCUGGUGGGAGAGGCCGUUUUGAAGGGCUCCCCGGCGCAGGAAGGCAGCGGGGAGGAAAAGGCCCGGAGAUGCCCCCGGAGGAGGGGCUGCAAAGCCAACCCAGGGAGCUCUGAGGAGGAAAGACCCGUCCUGUGCCGGGAAGGCGGCCAGAGCUUGAGCCGGAGCUCCGAGCUGGUUGUCCCUGAGCAGCCUCCCAGCAGGGAGAAGCCCUUCAGGUGCUUGGAAUGUGGGAAGAGCUUCAGGAAGAGCUGGAACCUCCUCAGCCACCAGCACAUCCACACUGGGGAACAGCCCUACACGUGUAGGGAAUGUGGGAAGAGCUUCAGUGACAUCUCCACCUUGAUCCGACACCAGCUCAUCCACACUGGGGAACGACCCUACAAGUGUUUGGAAUGUGGGAAGAGGUUUCAGACCAGCUCACAUCUUCUCACACAUGAACAGACACACACAGGGGAGAGGCCCUUCCACUACACCGAUUGCGGGAAGGGCUUCAAACACAACUCCACCCUCAUCACCCACCGGCGCAUCCACACCGGGGAGAGGCUCUACAAGAGUGGGGAGUGUAGGAAGAGCUUCACCCACAGCUCUACCUUGACCAAACACCAACGGACCCACCAGUAAGGGAAGCCCCUCGAGUGCCCCAACUGCAGGAAGAGCUUCGGCCACUGCUCCCAUCCUGAAUGACCCCCUGAUGGUGAGGCAACCGCUGGAGUCCAGUGAGUGUCAGUCCAUCCCUUUCUACCAGAAAGGGCCAGUCACCUUUCCCGGGGGCAGGUUGUGCCAACAGAGCCCUUCCUGGGGGGCGUGUGGAGAUUCCUGCCUUGGCUGGGGACCCCCAAGGUCAGUGCUGGAGGUUGAGAGCAGAGAUCUCCCCCCGAGCGUUGGUCUGGGGAAGUUCCAUCCAUCUCUAAUUCAUAAUUCUUGCUUUGGUGCGAGCUUGAGUAGAAUUGCUUCAACAGUUGCUUUAGUGUAGAGCACUGUCCUAUCUUAUGCUGUAGUACUGGUAGUUUUAGUGUUUCUACUGUGCAGUAAAUAAUUCUGAUGAAGGUGUUUUGUCUGAUCAUUUGUAACCCUAAACAAUUCAUUUCUAUCAGUAGAUGUGGUUUGCCAUCCUUAAAACCUGGGGGACAAAAGUGUUUUAGUCCCACCUCUGUAAUUCCUCUGAACUGAACCUGUUGGCAUAACCCAAGGCUGAGAUUGGAUCCAGCAGCCCCCAGCACCUCACAGUAAUUUGGGAGCUCAGGGGGCCACCCCCCCUUUCCCAGCCCCCCUGUGCCCAAAGACCCCCAUGG